CGGAGCGAGCGGACGUUUUAGCGCGAGAAUCGAGAUUCGAGAAGAAAUAGACCGCAGAAUUGUUGAUCGAGGGCCAGCGAAGACUGAAGAAGCGAAGAAUCUACGAAGCAAUCGAUCGCGAUCGCGUGUGAGGGUUUUGUGCGCGAGUUCGCGAGAGAUGUGCCGCAUUUGAUCGGCGAAAGGUUUAGGGUUUAGGCACCACGAAGGGUCAGGUCACCGCAUCCAAUGGCCGGCAGACGCCACCUGCUGCUGAUCCUGCUGCUGGUCCUGCAGCUGAUCGCCACCACGCCGGCGUCGCGCAGCCUCAGCGUGAAUGGCAACAACAUUUGGCGGCGGGUGCGACUGGUGACCAGCCAGGAGACCGAUCGCAAUGCCUACCAGGUGCUCAAGCCGAGCAGCCGGAAUGCCACCAGUACCACUACCAGUACAAGCACCACCACCUCCACCACCACAACCACCACUCCGGCAGCUCCUCAGUCCCAGCGGUCUGCCAAGCAAUUGGAUCUCAACUUUCCGGGCGGAAAUGUCUCGAGUGCCGCCCGCCUGGAAAUGUCCACGGAAUUCUUUGUGGUGCCCACGCUAUCAGCCAGUAGUUCCAGCAGCACCACGUCCACCACCACAACAGCCACGCCGCGGCGGAGUUUGGGGGCCAAGGCGCGAGCAGCGGGCACCACCACCACCGGCCGGGUGGCUCCGGGGGGAGGCUCCAACAGCACCCCGCCCAGCAUAGUGUCCACCCACCUGCCCUUCGCGGGACUGCGCAAGGAGCCGUGGGUGGUGCCGGUGCUGGUCCUGGCCACCCUCACCAUGCUCAUGAUGGCCGCCUUCGAGAUCUUCGUGCUCUUCAAAGCCUGGCGCACGUCGCCCUCGCGCAGGCACCUCUUCCUGGGCCAGAUGCUGCUCCUGGGCCUGUUCGCCUGCGCCAGCUUGGGGGCCAUCAUCACGGCCCAGCCCACGCUGCUCAGCUGUGGGGCAAUCCGCUUCGGGGUGGGCGUGUCCUACGCCCUCGUCUUCGCCGCCCUGCUGGUCAAGUGCGUCUUCCUGAUCAGCCUGAACGGAGGCGUCUACCUGCCGGCCCCCUACCAGGGACUGCUGCUCCUCUUCGCGCUGCUCAUCCAGGUGGCCAUCGGGGGCCAGUGGCUGCUCACCCAGCCGCCGGAGGUCUACACCACCAGUGUGCCCGUGAUGGGCAGCGGCUUCCUCAGCACCACCGUGGCCUCGCAGACCAACUACUCGGCGCUCUUCUACCCCACGUCCUACACCACGCUGGACGGGACUCCGGAGAUCUACACCCGGAUAGCGGCGGUCAGCACCGUGCUGAUCCCGCUCUGCAAGACGCAGUUCUCGGAGCUGCUCUUCUCGCUGAUCUACAUCGUCUUCCUGAUCGUCUUCAUCGCCGUGCUGGCCAUCAAGUCGCGCGGCAUCCGGGACAACUACAGGGAGGCCACCUACAUCGGCCUGGCCAUCGGAGGAGCCAUCCCCAUCUGGCUGGGCUGGAUGCUGUGCGGACUGGCCGUGGCCGAGAGGCACAAGGAUGCCUGCGUGGCCUUCGGCCUGGUGGCCACCUCCGCCACCGUCUUCCUGGUGAUGUUCAUGCCCAAGGGCAGGCAGCUGGCGGCCAUGGGCAAGGAGGGGCUCUACGUGGAGGACCGCGAGGAGCAGUUCAGCUCCCUGAGCCGCGCCGGAUCCGGCUACUCGCCCUCGUUCUUCCACUUCAAGCCCAUCAAGUACGGCGUGAUGAGUGGCUGCGGCCUGCCCAACUCGGCCUCCAAUACGGGCCAGGGACUCAGCUCCAAGCACUGCUCCAGUGCCAACAACGGAGGUGAUCGGGUUGCUUUGGUCACCGCCGCACCGCCGAGCUAUACGCGUAUGUAUCACUAUUUUCCAGCACACCUGAGUCCGCACCCGUUCUGCUAUUAUCCUCCCGCACCACCUCCACCACUGCCACCGCAACCACCGCCACCACAGCAAGCCGCACCGCCCACGCUCACGCCGUUGACCCUCAAACAGUUGGGCAACUCGCUAACCUCCAUGACACAAGCGGCGCAAUUGGCCAAAACGUUGCGCUAUGCGCCAGGCAUGUUUAUACGACCCGACGAAACGAAUCUCUACACGACGCUGGAGCCCACGUUGAGCAGCAAUCCGAAUGUGUACUUCCAGCGCAGCGGGGCCGUUCAUCCCGGCAUCCUGUACUGAGUAUCCGACAGAGUGAGGAGUAUCGAGCAUCGAGAACACUGGAACUGAGUAUUUUUUCUUAGCAUUAAGCUACGGCUCCCAAGGAGCAGCAAUAAGCGAAUUGAUAUUCUCCGAUCAUUUCAAAUAGUGUAAUAUUUUUGUCAUAACUGCUAAGCUCUUUGCAUCUAAGUUUUGCGAUACGAAGAAUACACAUAACGACCUAGUAAAUUAAGGAUCAGACCCGGCCUGAACGCAGGAAUUUUGAUAUAUUCCUUUGGGUCAGUGGAGGAGGGAUUCCCAUGACGAUGCAUUGGAUCUGCAGUGGGAAGUCCUAGUCUAGCGAUAU
Drosophila takahashii is the source of this 2521-nucleotide messenger RNA. RefSeq lists its product as uncharacterized. NCBI's taxonomy places the organism in Eukaryota, Metazoa, Arthropoda, Insecta, Diptera, Drosophilidae. The record is from RefSeq and is a predicted model, not a curated record. Gene Ontology annotation, biological process: G protein-coupled receptor signaling pathway. Gene Ontology annotation, cellular component: plasma membrane. Gene Ontology annotation, molecular function: adenylate cyclase inhibiting G protein-coupled glutamate receptor activity.